AUGGAAAAAAAGCCAAUAACGCGCCACGAUAUCUCUGCCAACAUCCCCGAGCUGUUUUCGCGCAUCGAAGUCCUGGAGGAAGCUGUACUGAGGCACACAGGUAAAAGCAGUUUGGUAGCACGUUGCGGGACCACUUCUUUCAAAACCUUGGCACCUCCAAAUCCUGAGACUCGCAUAUCAGGCACUGGGUUUGGAAAUGCACUCAUUUUUAUGGAAUCCAACCAGCAUCCUCGCGACCAGAGCUCAGCAUGUCUUGCCUUUGAAAUCAGCUGUCUUCCAACCCUUGGUCAAACUCAUGUUAUAUUUGAUCAUUUUGUCCACAGUACGCAUCUUAAUUUUGGUGUACUCCAUGUCCCAUCUACCCGCGCCAUAUUAGAAGACAGCUAUCAUCGUCUACAGCUGGGGAAAACUCUCUCUGCAACUACACUUCUGCUCCUGUUCAGUAUUAUUUCUAGUGCCGCGUUUACAUGGACCCCAACCUUGCUGAAAAGGCUUUGCAUAACAUCUUUUGAGGCCAAGGACUUACAUGCUGCAUACAGUCGCUUGGCUUUGGGGCUUCUUGAUCAUGAUUUACCACCCUCUACUUCCGCCCUAGCUGGGAUAAGUACCCUCACCUACCUUCACACCAAUGCAGAAGGUCUCCCUGAUAAAGUGCAUCAACUGCGUGCGCGGGGACUUUUGAUGGCACGCGCGAUGCGUAUCCAUUGCCUCGACACCCCCAAGAGCCGUGACCAGCGCCGGCUAAAUGGAUACGAUGGUAUUGAAGUUGAAGUGCAAAGACGAAUUUGGUGGCACAUGGUCUCCUCUGAUUGGUUGCUCGCAUUCUCUGGUGGACCCCAAGAAGGAACCUACAUCUUCCAGAAGAGGCACAUGGUGGUGCAGUAUCCCAGCAAUCUGGAUGACAAUACCAUCACUACGACCUUCGACCCUGACAGUGUAUCAUAUGACUUAUCAUGCUCGGUCCCCACAACUAUGUCCGCUUCUAUCGCCCGAAUUAGAUUGGCGGAAAUAUGUGAAGAAGCAGUUAAUCAACUCCCAUUCAAUGGGCUCGAAUCCAGCAACCUGGAUUACGAUACCGUCCUUGGUUUAGAUGCACAGUUUCAAGAUUACCUGCGCAAUCUUCCAUGGUUCUUCCAGCUUCACCCAGGAAGGGCCCAUGAGUUUCAAUUCGGUUUGCAGGAGCACCCCUAUAUCUCUUGGCAGCGACUCAUCAUUCACUUCAUGACCCACACCCGCUUAUGUUGGUUGCAUCGCCGGUUCCAUAUGGAGAGUUCCUUAAACGGUCGCUAUAAAUAUUCACGGCAAGUGGGCAUAAGCUCCGCUCGUAUGGUACUCGAGUUACGGCGCCUCAUGGACGAUGCAGGCCCUCCAGUGAACAUCAAUCCAUGCCGCUUAUGGUCGAUAAUGCAACACGUCUUCCAUGCUGCCACUCUUCUAGCCAGUGACUACUCUCUCUAUCCAACCAGUUCAGAUGCUACUACUCGCCAGGAUGAAGUUUUGGCGGCUUGUCGCACACUUGAACAGUCCUCACCAGAUGUAGACGGUAUCCAGAGGGUAGUUCAAAAGCUCCGUGCUACUCUGCAAGAAUGUAAACUCAAAAAAAUCCCUUCUACCACCAAAAACCCAAUAUUAUUGGGUUCAACAGCACGCAGACUAUCGCGAUCGAUUUCAAAAGAUGCCGAUGACCAAAUGAUGGAAUAUACGGCAGAUCCUAGCUCGGCCCUGAGCAAUUGUGAGGGGGUUUCCCCACCACCUCUGGACCUACUCUGGCCUGGGCUUGUUGACGCGGCUCCUGAAAUGGACCUGAAUCUGUGGACAUCCCUUUUAGAUGAAAUUGACGGGACUCUUGGCGCAGCACCACUUGGGAACCUAUGGGGAGGGUUCGAAUACAAUAAUUGA
Molecule: messenger RNA, 1899 nt
Organism: Penicillium vulpinum
Lineage: Eukaryota; Fungi; Ascomycota; Eurotiomycetes; Eurotiales; Aspergillaceae
Product: fungal specific transcription factor domain-containing protein
Exons: 3
Coding region: 1-1899 (632 amino acids)
Source: RefSeq, a predicted model, not a curated record